Bradysia coprophila is the source of this 1350-nucleotide messenger RNA. RefSeq lists its product as uncharacterized. The record is from RefSeq and is a predicted model, not a curated record. Lineage: Eukaryota; Metazoa; Arthropoda; Insecta; Diptera; Sciaridae.
CUACCCAUCGGGUAUACAUCAGUGCAAGUGAACAAUAUCAGCUGAAAGAGAAAUAAUUUUUUGUGUGUUGCAUGAGAGUCAAUGCAUUUUCUUGUGUGGCUGUGUUUUUGUUAGAUUAUUUUCACUAAAUUUAUUUCCGAUAAAUACUAGCAACACGGCAGUCAACGUUCGGUAACGUUUACAGAAACAGUUAGAAACAAGGGUUUUGGGCGCAAGUGACUGAAACAACAGCACAACCAUGAAUAAUCGCAGUCACCCCAAACAUUCCACCACAAAUGGAUACGGUGCCACGAAUGGCCAUUCAUCGAUGAACGGUCAUUCAUCAUCGAAUGGUUUUGGCAAUGGAACGGAUGCCAUUGAUCAGAUUGCUGUACCCGAAAUGUGUUUCUACUGUUUUGAAGUCCUUGAUGCUGAACUCCGGAAUGUCAAUGUACCGAAUCAACCGAAUUUCACAAACGAUUCAUAUCCUUUGUUUGUGACAUGGAAAAUUGGCCAAAGCAAGAAGCUCAGAGGAUGCAUUGGCACAUUCGCUGCAUUGAAGCUGCAUUCUGGCUUGCGUGAGUACGCAAUCACGAGUGCAUUCAACGAUUCUCGGUUCUCGCCAAUUAUACGUGAAGAGUUUCCAAGACUGACCGUGAGCGUAUCGAUACUGAUGGGUUUCGAAGAGGCUCGCGGAUACUUAGACUGGACCUUAGGUGUUCACGGAAUUCGAAUCGAAUUCCUCAACGAUCGAGGCUCUGUACGAACAGCAACUUUUUUGCCCAAAGUUGCUAGCGAACAAGGCUGGGAUCAAUUGCAAACGAUAGACUCGUUACUUCGUAAAGGUGGCUUCCGUGGUCAAAUAACACAAGAGACACGUCAGGCCAUUAAGCUGACACGUUACCGUUCGCAAGAAGUCGAAAUGAGUUACUCGGAAUACAGCGAACGAUUAAAUUCGUUGCCGCCCAACCAUUCGCAAUAUAAUAAGUACCACGGACGUUCACAGCAUUGCUAACGAUUUUUCGCAGCAUUGCUGAUAUCCACUUUGCUUCCGUCAAUGAUUUUUUUGGCUGUAAAAUUGGAUUGAAAUUAAUUGAAUAAGCAGCUUUGAGAGUUGAUGUGACAAAACACAACUUACUGCCGUGUCAAUCAUUAGAUUAAUUUAUUUUUAUAAGGUUUGCCGUUGAACUUACAACCAAAAUUUUGCUUUUUUUCAAAUUUUUUUUUUUUUUUUUUAAUUUUUGAAAACUUUUAGUUUUUUUGUUUGCUGUCGUAGGUUACGCUAAAAUUGAUACGACUAAUGGAACAUUUGUUAUUCAUUGGACAUUAGAGCCAAAAGACAUUAUACAAUCUACCGUUUUACCUUAGAAA